GAAAUUUCAGAUUCGACCCCGACGACGAGGAUGCAACAGCUUGAAGCGGGUCAAGAGCUACUGACAUGGCUCAGAGAUGCGGGAGGUCUGGUUCAUCCAGCCUUGGAGCUGCGUAUGGAUGAAGACACCGGUCUCAGUGCCUUCACUUCCAGAGAGGUCGGAGCUGCUGAACAGCUCAUAUCGUGCCCGUUCGACUUGGCGAUAACGAUAGAGGUGGCGACUGGAGCCAUCUGUAGUAUCUAUGGUAUACAGGAAAGCGAGUUGCAUGAGUGGAAUGAGCGGAUGAGGAUAGUGACCUACUUGGUACUUCACCACGUUCAUUCCGGUUCAUCAGACUGGCCGGAAGCUCUCGGUCAUCUCAAAUACGUCAACUCUCUGCCGAGUGCUGAUCUUCUCCUCACCCCGUUACACUACUCUGAGCCGGAACUCGAGCUGCUGCAGGGUACCAACAUGUACGGAGCGAUCGAGGCGCAACGAGCUCUGUGGAAGUCGGAGAGCGAGAGGAUAAACGAGGCUGUCAAAGACCCCAGAUUGACUUGGGACCUGUACCUCCUCUCUGCCACCCAUUAUCAAUCUCGUGCAUUUCCUUCAAGACUCUUGAAGCUCGCCACAACUAGCACCUAUGUCAACGCCAUUCCAGAACCAUCCACCGAGGAUGAAUCGUACCCUAUGCUCCUACCUGGUGUGGACAUUUUCAAUCAUGCUCGAGGCCAACCCGUCACGUGGCUGUCCACAUCUAUCCCUUCUGCAGAGGGAUCUUGCCCCUCCGUCGUCGUCCUUGAUCGUGGCGGUAUACGCGAAGGCGUCCAAGUGUUCAACAACUAUGGACCGAAAUCAAACGAAGAAUUCCUGUUCAGCUACGGUUUCGUGUUGGAUCCAAAUCCAGACGAUACAGUGACUCUCAAAGUCUCUUCUGGCGGCAUGACUCCAGAAGGUGAAGCUCGACUGAAGGAGAGACGUCUCGACGCGAACCGAAAGUUUGUGCUAAGGCUUGAUAGUCCUGUUCCGCAAGAUCUCCUCAGGAUGUUACGGGUCGUCCUCGGGGAAGAAGUCGAGGUGGACAAUAACGGUGAAGACGAGGAUGACUUGCAUGCCGAGCACGAAAGGGAGGUCAAGACUGUCGAGCUGGAAUUGGAUGUCCUGGGUCUGCUUGGCUCCAUGCUGGAAGACAAGCUGGCCAAGUUGCCCCCGAUGAAAGAGGACAGCACUGGCGUGCGGGAGGAGGUGGCGAGAAUGUGUCGGGUCUAUGUGCAGGGCCAAUCUGACAUCCUGUCAAACACCAUAACCACUGUUAUUGAUAAGAUAGAUCAACUAGAGAACAUGCUGGAUCAAGGCAUGGGCGAGUGUCCAUGCUGCUCAUGAGUGUAAGAUCUGUUGUAUAAUCUGGAAUAGUGAGAACAUGCUGCAUGGGUCAUGCCUCAUCUACAACU
This is a messenger RNA of Kockovaella imperatae, 1430 nucleotides long. Its product is annotated as putative cytoplasm protein. Gene Ontology annotation, cellular component: nucleus. The transcript has 6 exons. Lineage: Eukaryota; Fungi; Basidiomycota; Tremellomycetes; Tremellales; Cuniculitremaceae. The coding region runs from base 31 to 1362 and encodes 443 amino acids. Gene Ontology annotation, molecular function: protein-lysine N-methyltransferase activity. Gene Ontology annotation, biological process: peptidyl-lysine monomethylation. The record is from RefSeq and is a predicted model, not a curated record.